Molecule: messenger RNA, 306 nt
Organism: Vairimorpha ceranae
Lineage: Eukaryota; Fungi; Microsporidia; Nosematidae
Product: histone h4
Exons: 1
Coding region: 1-306 (101 amino acids)
Biological process (GO): nucleosome assembly
Molecular function (GO): structural constituent of chromatin; DNA binding; protein heterodimerization activity
Source: RefSeq, a predicted model, not a curated record
AUGUCAACACAAGGAAGAGGAAAAGGAUCAAAAAGUGCUAAAGGAAUUGCAAAAAAACACAGAAAGAUCGCGUCUAAUGAAGAAAGUAUAAGCAAACCUGCAAUAAGAAGAUUAGCAAGAAGAGCAGGUGUUAGUAGAGUAGGGUCGGGAUGCUUUAAUGAAAUUAGGGUAGCAGCAAAGAGUUAUAUGACUGGUAUAAUUUCUUAUUCAUUUGUUUAUGCUAAUCAUGCAAAAAGAAAGACUAUAACAUGUUCAGAUGUACUUUAUUCUUUAAAGAAAAUGGGUGUUAAAUAUAUGGGAUAUUAA